UUGAGGAGAGAUUCUUGUAAACACCAAGUCUAGUCUCCCACUUGGAGUUGAGUUGAGUUUUAGGGAGUGAUCUUCACAAAAGCAAAACCAAAUAAACAAUACAAAUAUCUCCUUUCGAUCUCAUCGCUACCUCUCUCUUCCUCCCUUUUCAUUCCCCCAACGCCAAAUCUCAGCGAAUCUGAGAGAGGGCACAGAGCCACCACCGCUGAGAAUUAGAACCAGAAGAAGAAGAAGAUGGCGCCGCCAGCGCCCGUCGCAGCCGCCGCAGCCGCAGCAGAUGGGCAAGUCCAAGGCGGACGGCAGCAAGGAGGGAUUGGUCAGAGCAUCGGUGGAAUCAUACGGAUGGCUGUGAUCUGGUACUUCGCUUCCAAAUUCUUUUCCUCCUCCAAAAAGCCUUCUGAUCCUUCUCAGCUCAGCUCCAAUAUCUUCCCCAAGGGUGAACCACUGGAUAUGUGGUUCUAUAUUACUGAACAUGAGAAGUUCAAUGAAUUCGGGAGUGAAAGUGCGCUUGUAUGGCACGAAACUAAUAUCCCCUACGCUACCUAUGGGCCGGAGAGUACCAGGACUCUGUCUAUGAAGUACUAUCCAUCUGAGGCACUAAAGCACAAUGGGAGUCUCUAUGCUCAUGUUUUCUUUGCCCGCUCUGGUUACCCUGCGGACCCAAAUGAUCCAGAGUAUCUGCCUCUAGCUGCGUUUGGAAAGACGCAUGUCAUUGUGACACACUUGCCCAAGUCGAAAGCUGGUAAAAAGAGGAGUUUGCUGGGGGCCUCAAAAGACACUGAAGAGGAUGUAAAAAUUGCUGAGGUGGUUGAUGAUACUCAAGGUGAUUCUGAGGAUAAUGGUCCUGAGGAGUGGGUAUCAUACUUUAAACCAAAUGUUACUGUCAAUUUGGUUGAUGAUUUUACCCGAUAUCCUCAUAAUGCUGUUCCACCCAAUGUUGCUCCUUACUUGAAUGUGGAGCCUAAUUCUGGCAAUUACUUUCCAACCAUUUUCUUCAACGAAUUUUGGUUACUUCGAGAUAAGUUGAUACCAAUUAAUGAAACAGUGAAAGAAUUGCAGCUGAAUCUGGAAGUAGGUCCCAUAAGCAUGACUAAGUGGCAACUAUUCCUACAGAUUGAUCAGUCUUUCCAAAUUCACCGUAGUUAUGGAAGCAUGCUCGAGGGUGAGGCUGAUGAACUGAAGAGAGUAUUCUUGGAAGGAAAUCCUUACCUCCUGGCAAUCACUAUGGCUGUAUCUGUACUUCAUUCAGUGUUUGACUUCUUGGCAUUCAAAAACGAUAUUCAGUUUUGGAACAAAAAUAAGUCUAUGGAAGGGCUGUCUGCAAAGUCUGUUGUCGUGAGCUUCAUAAGCCAGUUCAUUAUCUUCCUCUAUCUACUUGACAAUGACACUUCAUGGAUGAUACUUGCAAGCUCUGGAGUUGGCUGCUGCAUUGAAUUUUGGAAAAUUGGGAAGGCCAUGCACAUAGAGAUUGAUAGAAGUGGGAAGAUACCAAUGUUGAGAUUCCGAGAUCGUGAGUCAUAUGCAGGGAAUAAGACAAAGGAAUAUGAUGAUAUCGCAAUGAAAUAUUUGACGUAUGUGCUCUUGUUCCUUGUCGCAUGCUCCUCUAUUUAUUCACUCAAGUACGAGCAGCACAAGAGCUGGUAUUCUUGGAUUCUCUCUUCAUUCACGAGCUGUGUCUACAUGUUCGGUUUUAUUAUGAUGUGCCCUCAAUUGUUCAUUAACUAUAAGCUGAAGUCGGUAGCUCAUCUACCCUGGAGACAGAUGACUUACAAGUUCCUCAACACCAUCAUCGAUGAUCUAUUUGCUUUUGUCAUAAAAAUGCCAAUGUUGCAUCGCCUUUCUGUGUUCCGUGAUGAUAUCAUAUUUCUGAUAUACAUAUACCAGAGAUGGGUCUAUCCAGUGGACAAGAAACGUGUAAAUGAAUUUGGUUUCAGUGGUGAAGCCGAUCAGGUCACCGAUCAGGUCAUUGAACAGGUCACUGAUGGUACAGACGACACUGAAGUUAAGCAAGAAGCGAAGAAAACCAAGUGAGCAGAUGUUUAAUAGAGAUAUUGCAGGACAUAAUGGAACUCACCCUUUUGCUUUACCUAUUUACAUUUAGGUCUAUGUUUUAGCAAGGAUUGGUUGUAGGCUAUGCCCCCUUGUCAGGAAGACUAGUCUGGCUGGCAGAGUAGUGAAUGUUGGGGGUGUUCUUCACCUGAUUUUGUUACUGUCUACAGUUUACGACUGGGUGAUUUUUGUUGGUCUGGUUGGAGGAAGUAAGUUAACUAGGUGGUUUCUUCUUUUCUUAUUCUGGUCAGAAACUAGGUGAUUUUUUCUGUAAUUUUUAUAAGUCCUUUUGAUAAUGCCACAAAUUUUGAUGAUGCCAGGCUUAUUUUGUAA
Molecule: messenger RNA, 2382 nt
Organism: Rosa rugosa (rugosa rose)
Lineage: Eukaryota; Viridiplantae; Streptophyta; Magnoliopsida; Rosales; Rosaceae
Exons: 12
Coding region: 235-2031 (598 amino acids)
Cellular component (GO): membrane; endomembrane system
Source: RefSeq, a predicted model, not a curated record